Peromyscus californicus insignis is the source of this 546-nucleotide messenger RNA. It is a transcript of the gene Tmem92, whose product is annotated as transmembrane protein 92. The record is from RefSeq and is a predicted model, not a curated record. Gene Ontology annotation, cellular component: nucleoplasm. The transcript has a single exon. Lineage: Eukaryota; Metazoa; Chordata; Mammalia; Rodentia; Cricetidae.
AUGCCAGAUGCCUGGGUCUCAGGCUUUGUGCUCACCUUGCUCUUCAGCCUGCUCUCCAGUUUCCAAUGAGUAAGUGCCAAUGAAGUUAUAUUCAAAUGUGACUCCAUAAACUGUACCAAUGGAUUCAGAUGCUGUGACAGUGGAUGCUACCUAAAGAAAAAUAAAUGGGAUCCUUCAAAUGACCCCUCUAGGAUCUUGUUUAUCCUCUUCAUGGUCAUGAUACCUCUCUUUUACAUCUGUGGCUUAGUGAGGCUCUUCUGUUGAAAGUGCAGAGAACCAGAGCAGAAUCUCAGAAUGAAUCAUCAGAUACCUCCAGAACCACCUUUCAUUGCCCCCCUAGACACAAUCUGGGUCACCACCUUGGAUCCCCCACCACCCUAUAGUCAGAUUAUUCUGAAGCCAACUCCCACAGAACCACCUCCUCCCUACAGCCUCAGGCCUCAGGACCCUGCUGACCAAAUGAGAGGCACUGACAACCCAACCUUUGAGUUACCUCAUCCACAAACUUCUUGGAUCAAGAGUAGGACAUUGGAGACUCUGGAAUGA